ACGGCGCACUUCCGCUUCCGGCCCCGCCUUUGGCGCGGAGUAAGAGGGUGAUGGCGGCUGGAGGGAGCGAUCCUCGCGCUGGCGAUGUGGAGGAAGACGCCUCGCAGCUUGUCUUUCCCAAAGAGUUUGAAACAGCAGAAACUCUUCUAAAUUCAGAAGUCCACAUGCUUCUAGAGCAUCGAAAGCAACAGAAUGAAAGUGCAGAGGAUGAACAAGAACUUUCAGAGGUUUUUAUGAAAACUUUAAAUUAUACUGCACGUUUUAGUCGGUUUAAAAACAGGGAAACCAUUGCUAGUGUUCGGAGUUUGUUACUCCAGAAGAAGCUCCAUAAGUUUGAGUUGGCUUGUUUAGCAAACCUUUGCCCUGAGACAGCAGAGGAGGCUAAGGCUCUGAUUCCAAGCCUAGAGGGUCGAUUUGAAGAUGAAGAAUUGCAACAGAUCCUUGAUGAUAUUCAGACCAAGAGGAGCUUCCAGUAUUAAUACCAGGAACCCAGCCCUUCAGUGGAAACAGAAGAGGAAAUUUCCCAGAAUUCUUCUGCAACUAAGAAGAACUUGAACUCUCUCCAGAGACUAUUCAGAAAUUUAAAUCACAAAAGUUGGUCUAGCCUCCUAUGGACAAGGCAAUGCAGAGUAAUCUUGCAUCAACAAGUAAUUCAAACUUGUGACCAGUUCUGAUUCUUAUUGACUUUUUGAAUAUUUGAGAUGUGGCAAAGGCCAGGAGUGCCACUUGAAUCUUAAAGGGGCUUUGGGAUGAUUUCCUUUAAUGAAGGGUUUCCAAGGGAGGUAGUGGACCAGAGCCUGGGUGCUUGCAUUAACCUUUCCAUCCCUUCUCUUAAAUGGAAUUGAUUAAGGGGAAAGAUUGAGUGGGAGAAUUUAGCCAGUAAAUACUUGUGGCAUAUUACCUUAUAUCACUGAAUUUGGCACUUUAGUUUAUAUUCACAUUUCUGGUUUGAAUUUCAAGCUAUCUUGAAAUAUUAGCCCAGAUUAGAAUAUGUAAAAAUAGCAUGAAUAAAAAAAGAAAGUUGUAUCUCAUAAAUGAUGGAAGGAAAAAUCAAAGGGAACCUAUAAAUACAGAGGGAAGAAGAUGGAGAAAAUACUAGCAGUCGUAGGGCAUCACUGUAUAAUCAUAAGUUCGAAAGAGCCUUGAUUUAGGAGGCUCAGUUUGGCCCCUGGUAUAUCCUGAAGGCUGCAAGGUUUUGGAGCAGGAGAGAAUUUGUGGGAUUUAUUCUGACAGCUGCCUUGGGAAAGGGUCCUCUCUGAGUUUAAACUAGUCCUGGAUCCUGAUUUUAAAUACAAUUCAGUAUAGGGUUGGUAUAUAUCAUAGGGUGGUAUCUGGGAAGACCAGAGAAUGAGACUUAAUUCUGGUUGAGUCAUCACAAUGAACUAAAUUUGGGGCAGUUUUCUGGCCCCAAAUUUAGCAUUGAUUUCUGAAAGGUCAUGCAAAUAUUUUUUGCAAUUGCUUCUCCCAUGCUACAAAAUCUGUUACUGUAAUUUGAUCUAAUAAUAGAAAGGGGGGAUGGGUAGAUUCUAUAGUGGAUGUCUAGUUAAUUGUGCAAUUCCUAAGAAGUAAACUUACUCUAGGAAAUAAAAUUAUUUUUCAAUAAGA
Molecule: messenger RNA, 1605 nt
Organism: Monodelphis domestica (gray short-tailed opossum)
Lineage: Eukaryota; Metazoa; Chordata; Mammalia; Didelphimorphia; Didelphidae
Gene: POLR2D
Product: RNA polymerase II subunit D
Biological process (GO): DNA-templated transcription initiation
Cellular component (GO): RNA polymerase complex
Molecular function (GO): nucleotide binding
Source: RefSeq, a predicted model, not a curated record